AGUAUCAUGUGUAUGUAAGGUUCUGAAUUCAAAAGUGCUAUUUACAAUAAAUGCAGUUCAGUACCGGAGCGUCAAACUCAUGGCUUGUCCCCGAAACCUAUUGGUAGUUUUUCUUUGGAUCUACACAGCUCAGAGGUUGGAUGGAGCUGGACUAAGAGUUGACCAGCCAAGGUUCUUGGAGGUUGAUAGCACCGGUGAGGCCACCCUACAGUGUAACCACAGCUGGGGUGAAAAGACAGAACUAAAAUUAACUAUUCUUAAAGAAAGAGAUCCACGAGUGGUUUGCAUUGGAAGAACAAAUUCAUCUGUACAUCAUGUCAACUCUACAGAACUCCUGCAUUGCCAGAUUAACCGAACAUCAGACAGUAUUUAUGUCACGUUCUAUGGAUUCAACUCAUCUUUAAUUGACAACUUUUUCUGCAAGAUCGAGAAAUUGUACCCACCACCUUAUGAAGGGAAACAAGGGAAUGGGACAAUUAUGUUCAUCAGCAACAAGAAGAAUUGCAAGAAUUGUUUCCAGUUUGUAAUGCUCUUGAUCAUGGGGUUUCUCGGUUUCCUGACUCUGUCAAGUAUGAUCUAUAGCAUUGUACUGACAUUGAAGACAUGCAGAGUUAAAAAGGUGGUAAAGAAAGAAGAGGAGAAUUCUGUGUAUGUACAAAUGGCCCCCAGCAAUGGUGGAGAGCAGAGCAGGAGGAACACUGAGUCGGCCACAACUCUUUCACGCAAAUACUAAAAGAAAACGUUUAUCUAGUCAAGCACAGAACUUCAUUGUAACAGUUGAACUGCUUCUAUAUUUGUCAGAGCACAGUUGAUGUGGUCUCUUUUGUAGUCAGAAAGCUUUGGAGAAACGCUGUGUAAAAUGGUCAAUGUGUUACUGCCACGCUAUAUUUGUUCUCAAACUAACAAGUCUUGAUACUCAAGUUAUUUUUGUAUCAGCGCAGCAUCGCCUCACAAAAUGCCGCUUGAAGAGGCAUUGGUGGUAAACUUCCAUAUAGAGCCAAGAGCAGGUAUUUCAUUACCACUGGGGACAUGGUUGGAUUACUGGGCCUCCUUUGAGCAAGGGAGCUUUCUCACAGGAUACACUAGCCUCUAGUACUGGAUCCAUAAAGUUGUAUAUUUAAAACACACCAUGUAAAGAUGUGAAAUAAAACUUUGAAUUCUCACUUGAUAGUCCUGAAGGUUUGUGGUUACCUGUAAGAAGAGUGGGUUAAUGCUAAUUCCACUCCUAUAUCAUAGAAUCCGUACGGUGUGGAAGUGUUCACACCAACCCUUCAAAGACCAUCCCAUCCAGACACGACU
Molecule: messenger RNA, 1299 nt
Organism: Chiloscyllium plagiosum (whitespotted bambooshark)
Lineage: Eukaryota; Metazoa; Chordata; Chondrichthyes; Orectolobiformes; Hemiscylliidae
Product: cytotoxic T-lymphocyte protein 4-like
Biological process (GO): regulation of T cell proliferation; T cell receptor signaling pathway
Cellular component (GO): external side of plasma membrane
Source: RefSeq, a predicted model, not a curated record